Botrytis byssoidea is the source of this 597-nucleotide messenger RNA. RefSeq lists its product as uncharacterized. The record is from RefSeq and is a predicted model, not a curated record. Bases 1 to 597 code for a protein of 198 amino acids. The transcript has 3 exons. Gene Ontology annotation, biological process: transmembrane transport. Lineage: Eukaryota; Fungi; Ascomycota; Leotiomycetes; Helotiales; Sclerotiniaceae. Gene Ontology annotation, molecular function: transmembrane transporter activity.
AUGAUUCGUUCUUCAGCAAUCCGAACUCAAUUUGCAACAUCUAAAUCCUUGAAUAAAAAUGAGCAACCGAAAGAGAGCAGGCUGAAGAAACCUAAACCCUUACAUUUCCACGACCCCGAGAACCUCCAGAUUCCAGAAAUUGAGACUGGACGAGAAGAUUUACAAAUAAUCUACCCAAGUGGCCUGGAGUUCGGUGUUAUAUCGAUAUCUUUAUGUCCAUGUGUGUUUUUUGUUGGUCUUGUAAGUUAUGGUGACCCACGUUCCUUCCAACUCGCAUGCCGACGUGGGAUUUCAAAGAAUGCUACCAUUCUCACUACUGCAAUACCACGAAUCACAGACGAAUUCCACUCGGUAGCUGAUGUUGGCUGGUACGAUGCUGCAUUUCGACUGACAUCGUGCAUAUCUCAAUUAUCCCAAGGCAAACUCUUCACCCAGUACAAUGUAAAAUGGGUAUUCCUUAUCAACAUAGUGAUAUUCGAGAUUGGAAUUCUCAUUUCCGGAGUGGCCCCAAGUUCUGUGGUUUUUAUCAUUGGGCGGGCAAUAACAACUCUCGGCUUCUCUGGAACUAACCAAGGUUGUGUAAUGUAUAAAGGCUAG